GUACGUUUCACUGUCGCCAUAACGAGUCAACCUCGUGGCCGAAGAAACAUUUGACAACUAAACUAUAGCUUUUGAAAUCUGGCGCCAUUCGGAAUAAUGAGCAAGUGACACGAUUUCGUUGCGUAAUUCAUAGCGCAAGCACCCCGAUCUACUUCGCUCGGGUGGAGGGACCAGACGUCCUCCUCGGCGGGUUCGGAUGGGUUCGAUCCGUCGAGAGGUCCGAAGAUGCUUCCACGCGACCGGUCGGAGUAGUCGCGAGUAGGUGCCGGAGACGGGCAUGGACACUAAGACUCCGCCGAUCCCGCUCAAGUCCCAGGAGAAACCUCAACCGAGGAGAGCGGAUCGCGUGGCCGACGUGUCCUUGCCCCCGCUGACACCGUACCCGAAUCAUCGUUCGUCCAAACACAGAUCGUCCGGCGCGCCGUGGUCGCAGGAUCCACCCUGCGUUCUGCAGCAUCAGGAUCAUCGCAAGAGGAGACCGUACAGAAAAACUGAAGAUACGAAAAUGAUCUAUUUUCCAGUCUGUGGGGAAGCGGAAUGCGUUCGGUUAGUUCUGGCGGCCGGUGCACGACCCUCUACCCCCGAUUUACGUGGCGGGUCUCCCCUUCACUACGCCGCCCAAUGUUGCGGCGCAGCCGCCACGGCCGAACUCGCUGUUCCAAAGAAGGUCGGACUGCAAGUUUUGCAAACUCUUCUCGAAUUCGGCGCGGAUGUAAACGCGAAAGACGAAGACGGACGACAACCAAUUUUAUGGGCGGCGAGCGCGGGUAGCGUGGAGGCUGUAUUGGCUCUAGCAAGAGCCGGAGGAUCGGCAGCCGCGGGUAGUUCGGACAAAGACGGACUGACCGCCCUUCAUUGCGCAGCCUCGCGAGGCCACGCGAGAUGCGUGGAAGUACUCGUCAAUUUGUGCGGCUCUCACCCAGACUACGUGGACGACAACGGUUGUUCCGCGUUACAUUACGCUGCCACUUUAGGUCACGCAGAUGCUACCGCUCUUAUUCUGAAACUCGGGGCCGAUCCUAAUCGCCAGGAUCGCAAGGGUAGAACACCGGCGCUUUGUGCCGCGGCCAAGGGCCAGUUAGAAACUUUGAAGAUUCUGACUCAGCACGGUGGUUCGCUUCACGCCAAAACUGUGCGAGGCACAGGGAUCGGGCACGAGGCCGUUGCUUCCGGUAGAAUCGAGUUGAUAAAAUGGCUAGCGAAAAAGAGACCGAGCACGUUGGACGUCGCUACGCACGACGGCAAGACACCCUUGCACGUAGCGGCUUUGCACGGUCAUUUGGAUGCGUGCAAAAUUCUCUUGGACCAUGGUGCAAGAAUCAACGCUGUUCUCAGGACCAGCAAGGGCAACUCGAUGACCGCGUUGGACGCAGCUCUCUACAGAGGACACAGAGACUGUGCGAAACUGAUUCAGAUGCACGGCGGUACUACGGCGCAACAAUUGAGGACGCAUAAGACCGCACCGAACAAAGUUUUUACAGCAAAGGUCCGAAUAAAGCAUGAUGAGAGUAGCACCGCGAGCGAUAGUAGCUCCUGUAGACAAGGUCGAAGACACAAGCAUCCCGAACUCUAUUACGAGGAACGGUGGAUAGAAAGGAGAACGCGGCGAAAAGGUAAUCUGAGAAAGAUGACUCGCCGGGACAGUCGGAGUUUUAGCGAGGAAGAAGUGCGCAUGUCGAAGACAUCCUCGAGAAAGGACGAGAGGAGAGCUCGAAGCGAAUCCGCGCGAUAUGAUGAUAAUGGCAUUAAUGAGCACAAUCUACGAAAAAAACGAAGCGAAAGAAUAUCGACAAAACACAAACAUAAAUAUUCAGAUCCGUCGUCCGAAUCGGAUAGUUGCGAUUAUUCUUAUGACGAUGAGAAUGAAGCGUCUAAAUAUCGGCAGCACGCAAAAAAGCAACAAGAAAAGGGCAAAAGUAAUUCCAAUGAAACUGAAGCAAAAAAUUCGAAGAAAGAGGACGAUGACGAUCGAAGUGUAAGUGACGACAGUUUAGAAGUGAUUGUGGUAAAAAGAUCACUGGAAAAAAAAUGUGAAAAGGUAGUGUCCGGAGGAAGAUCGAAGACACCGAGAGAAUGCACAAAGGAGACAAAACUGACUAAAACGCACAAACGUAGCUCCAAGAAAUCGAGAUCCAGUAAAUCAAGAAUGUCCGAUAAAGAUGAGACUGUAAAUCGAGAUAAAUCAGCGGAAAAGGAGGAAAAAAAUGUCGUAAUAAGAGAACCACCGGCGCAUGCUUCGAUGACUGAAGAGGAAGAGGGCGGUGAGAGAAUAAUAGAGUCUCGAUAUCGAAAGGACGCAACAGAUAGCACUAGUCAAGAGACCGUGGAACGAGUGAUCGUUACAGCGAUGGUUCACAAAGAUCAGUUGCCUGACACCCCGAAGUCUACGCAGGAAAUUGCAAAGGAAACAAGCACCGAUAGCGUUUUGAAGAAAAAGGCAACGGUAACGGAGGAAAUUUCCAAAGAUAUAAGUUCUUCCGAUAAAAGCAAGACAUUAUCGCCCGAUAAAAGCAAGACAUUAUCGCACAAAAUUAAAACGCAAGAAAUUUCGCAAAUCAGUGGAGAGGUUCAAGAUGAAAGGGAUGAAAAGGACAAAAUAACGGUGCCCGUCGGCACAAAAUCUGCGGGAGAAGACAUGGACGAGAGGACGCAAGGCAGAUUAAAUAUAUCCGUAGAUGUAACAGCGAGCGACGGUACAUUGCGUGAAGAGCAAGAAACAAUCGAAGAUAAUACACUCGCCAAGUCAUCCGAUUUAAACAUUUCCGAAUCCAAGUCUACUGAAGAUCUCAUCGACGAAAAGGAAAAGAUUUUAAGAACGAGAUGGGAAAGCGGAAGUUUUAAAGAUGACGGAGAUUCGAGUUUAGUAAAACAUAUCGUGGUUUCGGGUGAAGAAAAAACAUUAGUUUCUGAAGACUCGAAACAAGACGGGAAAACUGCUACGAAGAAAAUUUUAUCAGACAAUGGAGAAUCGAAGGUAUCGUCUUCGAGACAAUCCGACGCACAUAAAGAUAUAAAUGGUUCAAAAGAUGACGGCGAAGGUGCACAAAUAACUUAUGGGGAAAGAGAUAAGAUUUCGACAAAGCAGAUGGAAACUGUCACGAAGGAAAAUUUGGCCAAAGAUGCCGAAUCGAGAGACAAAGAUUUGAACAAAGGCGACGAUAUUGAAUCUUCGCAAAAAAUACAGACGGAUGAAAAACAAAAAACGGAAACGCAAGCGGUCACCGAACGAUCGACAGACGAUGAAAAGGAUGAUUUGGAUGAUUCCGCGCGUGGAAAAUCCGCAGAUUUAUCUUCAACGGAAUCCAGAGUGUCGAUUUUAAACGCGGAAGAAACUCUUUCUCCAGAAAAGACGAGUUUGCCACAUGAUAAAGAAGAGCGCGUUAAAAAAGAUGAUAAAGACCAACCAGAAACUGAAACAGGAGACAAAGAUUUGCGCUACAUCGACGAUAGCUCUUCGAGUUCUCCAAAGCACUCGAGAUUGGCGAAAACGAAACAUUCGAGACCGUCCACAGGAAGGAACGCGAGAACAGGAAAAGCUUGUUCGAAGAGACAUCUGUUUGAAAGUUCCGAGGAUCGUUCUUCGCGUCAAAGUGCGAUAAUCGCGGUGUUAGACAGUAGUCCAGAAUGGGAUGAGGACGAAGCGGUCGAGAAAGAAAUUAGGGAAGCUCUCGGAGAGGAUAUGGAGCAGGAGACGGAGCACGAAGAAGAGGAUAACGAAAUUGGCGUUAUGAGAGUUUUACCAAGUACAAGUGAGGAAGAGACUCCUAGUACAGCUUUGGGUGUAUCUAGAACUUCAGGAAUCGACUCUUUGCCUCAGGUACAAUCAACAACUAGCAACCGCUUAGUUGCCAGGACGGAGACUUCCGAAGGACAUCGAGAACGACUGUGGAAAAAGCAUCGUCGCGAUAGCGGAGGUAGAGACAGCGGGAUAGAACCGAGUCCGAGAGUAUCGAGAAUUCCACGAAGGCGAAAUGUGAGGUGUUGUCCGAACACUGCGAAACAACAAGCCCUCAAUAUGGAGACCAUUACCAGGGACGUGCAAAUUAGUUUGCGUCGUUAUCACCUCGAGAGGAAGAUCUUUUUUCAAUUGAUGGAGCUGAAGAGAUUGCAGAUUCGUCACGGCAGAGCGAACGAGCAUGUCUUGGUAAAAAGGCAGGUGGACGCUUUUCAUAAAUCGGGAAUGUCUGGACCUGCUCUUGGAGUUGCGAAAUAUGAUCGAUCAUUAACGUUCAGACAAUUCGAAGCAUUCUUAUACGAGCAAUUAAGGAGACUGCAGGGAAGACCGACCACUCCAGACUUUUGUACCGAAGCUAAGCAGUGCACGCAGAAGACUCAUCGUUGCCAUCACGCAACUAGCGCUUAUACUUCUAUUCCAGUGUAUACCUAUCUAGGUGGAGGCGUCCCAGAUCGAGCGGAUCACCUUCCGAAAAUAGAAAGUCGCGGCAAAGGACAAAUGACGGUGGAAGUGACACACGGAGAGGAAAAACAAGUGAUCGCUCUUCCGACUGAGAAAAUGGAUCGUACCAAAAGAUAUUUCGUUACAUUUACCGUAAGAGGUGAAACGCAAGACGUCGAGAAACCUAAAUCAUCCUGCGGAAUACAAAGAAAUGCAAAAAGUGUGUAAUAUUUCGGAUUUUUCUUCAUCGAUAUUUUUUUUUAUAGAAACUCGCUUAUUAAUUUAAAUUUAUUAAAAGAUAUAAAAAUCCAAAGCAUAGAUGACGAGCAUUAUUCUGCAUUAUUUCACAUAGACUUUCGUUUAAAAAAGACAUUACUUUAGACUUUAUAUAGUACGUUACCAUAGAUUUAAUAUUUUAUAAAAAAUAUUGGGUAUUAUUGUUGUAUUGCUUUCUUCUUUUAUAAAAAAAUAUUUUAUAUAUUUAUUACUAUUAUCUUAAUAUUAUUUAUUACAAAAAGAUUUGAUAUCAUAUAUUUUCUUUUUAAAUUCAAUAUAUUCUUUCUAAAAUAAAUUUGCUUCUCGCACAAAAGUAUAAUUUAAGAAAUAUAUCAAAACUGCCAGAUGAGAUAAAAUUUGUGGAUCAAUUAAACAGAGAUGUGCAUGUUAAUUUGUAUAGCGUUAUUUGUACAUAUACUCAUAUGAGUAGUAACGGUUAUAAUUUCGUACCUGAAUAAUCGUAGCUUGUAAAUCUUCUGUAAUUGACUUAUCGAGAAAGAAAUGUGAUUCGAAAGAGAAAUUUUAUUAAAUACUGCGCUUAUCUUAAAAUUUAAUAUUUAAAUAAUAAAAGAGAAACCUUUUGCCAUGAUAUACAAAGUUAAAAAUGAUAAACGAUUUAUUUAAUAGAAUACAUAUCCGACUCUAUUCUGUGUGUUCCCUAGAAAUUAAAAAUAAUAUUCUAUAUAAAAACGUUAAUAAAUCAAAAUUAAUUAUGC
This is a messenger RNA of Pogonomyrmex barbatus (red harvester ant), 5388 nucleotides long. RefSeq lists its product as uncharacterized. The record is from RefSeq and is a predicted model, not a curated record. NCBI's taxonomy places the organism in Eukaryota, Metazoa, Arthropoda, Insecta, Hymenoptera, Formicidae. Gene Ontology annotation, molecular function: protein binding.